Boleophthalmus pectinirostris (great blue-spotted mudskipper) is the source of this 1194-nucleotide messenger RNA. It is a transcript of the gene oprm1, whose product is annotated as opioid receptor, mu 1. The transcript has 6 exons. The coding region runs from base 1 to 1194 and encodes 397 amino acids. Lineage: Eukaryota; Metazoa; Chordata; Actinopteri; Gobiiformes; Gobiidae. The record is from RefSeq and is a predicted model, not a curated record. Gene Ontology annotation, molecular function: neuropeptide binding; G-protein beta-subunit binding; beta-endorphin receptor activity. Gene Ontology annotation, cellular component: membrane; neuron projection. Gene Ontology annotation, biological process: neuropeptide signaling pathway; sensory perception of pain; G protein-coupled opioid receptor signaling pathway.
AUGGAGAGCGCAAGCAAUGGCUCGGACGCGGAUUACUGGAGCCAGUUCCCCGUGGUUUACAAGAACAGCAGUCUCUGUCGGAACUUCACCGACACCAACAACACUACUUCGGGCUUCGCGGACUUGAAAUGCGGCGCUGACCAGAGGGGACAUCUGACUGACUUAGACGACACGAACCCGGUCAUCAUCGCGAUUGUCAUCACGGCACUCUACUCCAUAGUGUGCGUAGUGGGGCUGGUUGGAAACGUGCUGGUUAUGUACAUUAUUGUGAGAUACACCAAAAUGAAAACUGCCACUAACAUCUACAUCUUUAACCUGGCUCUGGCCGACGCCUUGGUCACCAGCACGUUGCCGUUCCAGAGUGUGAACUAUCUGAUGGGCACCUGGCCGUUCGGGGACAUCCUGUGUAAAAUGGUCAUGUCCAUCGACUACUACAACAUGUUUACGUCUAUCUUCACCCUGACCACCAUGAGCAUUGACCGUUACGUGGCCGUGUGUCACCCAGUUAAAGCCCUGGACUUCAGGACCCCUCGCAAUGCCAAGAUCGUCAACAUCUGCAACUGGAUUCUGUCCUCUGCCAUUGGUUUGCCUGUGAUGUUCAAAGCCAGGACUAAGUUCAUCCCAAACACACCCAUGAUGGUGAACAGUGUGGACUGUGCUCUGGAGUUCCCACACCCCUCCUGGUACUGGGAGACCCUGAUGAAGAUCUGUGUGUUCAUCUUCGCCUUCAUCAUGCCAGUCCUCAUCAUCACUGUGUGCUACGGCCUCAUGAUCCUGCGCCUGAAGAGCGUGCGCAUGCUGUCCGGGUCUCAAGAAAAGGACAGGAACUUGCGUCGGAUCACCCGCAUGGUCCUGGUGGUGGUGGCGGUCUUCAUUGUGUGCUGGACUCCCAUUCACAUCUUCGUCAUCAUCACAGCUCUAGUGACCAUCCCCAACUCAACACUGCAGUCUAUUACCUGGCAUUUCUGCAUCGCCUUGGGAUACACAAACAGCAGUCUGAACCCAGUGCUUUAUGGAUACUUGGAUGAGAACUUCAAGAGGUGUUUCAGAGAGUUUUGCACCCCCAGCCCGUCAGUGCUGGAGAUGCAGAACUCAUCCAGAACCGGAGCCAACAGCCGCAAGAUUCCCCAGCGUGAGCACAACACCGGCAACACCGGGGAGAGAUCCAACCAACAGGUAGGGCAUCUGUCAUAA